Messenger RNA from Hevea brasiliensis (rubber tree), 1399 nucleotides. Its product is annotated as oxoglutarate-dependent flavonoid 7-O-demethylase 1. Bases 74 to 1138 code for a protein of 354 amino acids. The transcript is spliced from 4 exons. Lineage: Eukaryota; Viridiplantae; Streptophyta; Magnoliopsida; Malpighiales; Euphorbiaceae. The record is from RefSeq and is a predicted model, not a curated record.
CACGGAAGAUGGAUAGAUCGUCUUGCUCAUCUCGCCCUGACAAAUCUGGUUGAAAUCUAAGGCGUUCUGGAGAAUGGCUGCAAUAGCAGAGAACCUUGAAUCGUCUCUCCCAGUUCCAAGUGUUCAAGAACUUGUAUCCCAGCAACUUCACACUGUGCCACUUAGGUACAUAAGAGAUGAAAUCAUCUCCUCUUCCUCUCAUGAUGAUCACUCUCCUUCUGUGCCGUUGAUUGAUAUGGCCAAGCUAUUCCACCAUGAUUCCCAAGCUUCAGAGCUUCAGAAGCUUCACUCUGCUUGCAAAGACUGGGGUUUGUUUCUGUUAAUAAACCAUGGAGUUUCAGAUGCAACACUGGGAAACAUUAAGAAGCAAACUCAAGAAUUCUUCGAACUUCCCUUAGAAGAGAAGAAACUCUGGGCACAGAAACCAGGAACUCUUGAAGGCUAUGGCCAAGCAUUUGUAACCUCAGAAGAACAAAAGCUUGAUUGGAAUGACAUGAUCUUCCUCAAAGCUCUUCCCAUUCAAAACAGAAAAUUGGAAUUCUGGCCAGAAAAACCUCAAAAAUUCAGGGAAACCGUACAGAACUAUUCAGAAGAUAUCAGGCAGCUUGCAGUUUCUAUAACAAAAUUCAUGGCCAUGGGGCUUGGGCUUAAUGAUCAGGCUCAGGAAUUCUCUCAGGGUUUUCAAGAAGGAACAUAUGAUGUGAGGUUUAAUUGCUAUCCACCUUGUCCUCAACCUGAUCGAGUUAUAGGAAUGAUCCCACAUGCUGACAUGUCCGGGAUCACUCUCUUGCUUGAUGCCACCGACGUGCCAGGAUUACAGGUUCUAAAAGAUGGUCAAUGGAUCUUUGUUGAACCAAUUGAUGGUGCUAUUGUUGUAAACAUUGGCCAGAUUAUAGAGAUAAUGAGCAAUAGAAUAUACAAAGCACCAGAUCACAGAGCUGUGGUGAACAAAUUGAAGGAGAGGUUUUCUGUAGUUACGUUUUGUUAUCCCAACCCGUCUGUCAAAAUUGGUCCUGCUAGUGAACUUACCCAGUCGGGAAGUCCACCUCUUUACAAGACUGUUACACUGGCAGAGUAUUUUCAGAGCUUUUACAAUCGGAAGCUUGAAGUUUCAUUCAUUGAUUGCCUGAAAAUCUGAAGCCUAAUAGAAGAGUGCUUGCAAAAAUUUUAGGAUAAUAGGAGUUAUGGUGAAUUAAAAUGUGGCAAUAAAUGAUGUCUGGUGAAGGUAUGGGACGCACGGGCACCCCGAGUUGGUGAAGCCUUGAAGAUGUAGAGCUCUGAUCAAGAGAUCUCAAGGAGCCCUGGAAUUGCAGAGGAUUCCCUGACGUUUCUGUUGUUUCCAAUCCAUGAAAACAAAAGGUUUUUCCUUUCUAAAGAAUUAUUCAUAGGUUAUGACUGA